AUGGGUCAUGAUGGAGGUCUCCAGCAGGGAUCAGGCAGGGACCUUGGCGAUUUCCAGAUAUCUCCAGCGGCGAGUGCCUCUGGGGUCUUUUCUUGGGUCUGUUUUCCAGUGCUUGUGAUGUUCCUGCCAGUGCAGGGCGCUUAUGUCUACGGGAAUGUGGACAGCAAGAGGCUGGGCUGCGACCACCUGCCAGCUGCCCUCACGCUCCUGGUCGCUCAGCUCCACAGGGCCUGUGAACAGGGCUGGCUAUGGGAUCCUGCCUCGAAGAGCAGUACUGGGAUCCCCUUACUGGGCAACUGCAUGUCCUGCAAAGCCAUGUGCAACCAUCAGAGCCAGCGCACCUGUGCAGCCUCCUGCAGGUCACUCAGCUGCUGCAAGGAGCAAGGCAGGUUCUAUGACCAUCUCCUGAGGGACUGCAUCAGCUGUGCCUCCAUCUGUGGACAGCACCCUAAGCAACGUGCAUACUUCUGUGAGAACAAGCUCAGGAGCCCAGUGAACCUCCCACCGGAGCUCAGGAGACAGCAGAGUGGGGAAGUUGAAAACAAUUCAGACAACUCGGGAAGGUACCAAGGAUCGGAGCACAGAGGCUCAGAAGCAAGUCCUGCUCUCCUGGGGCUGAAGCUGAGUGCGGAUCAGCUGGCCCUGGUCUACAGCACGCUGGGGCUCUGCCUGUGUGCCGUCCUCUGCUGCUUCCUGAUGGUGGUGGCCUGCUUCCUCAAGAAGGAGGGUCCCUGCUCCUGCCAGCCCCGCUCAAGGUCCUGUCAAAAUCCGGCCAAGUCGUCCCAGGGCAGCAGGAAUUAUGUGACAUCCUCGUGGCCUAUUCUGCAUAUAACCCUGAGGUGGGCUACCACAGCGACCCGAGCCGCAUCACCGCCACCCGAGCCGCAUCACCGCCAUCCUCCUCCUGUAUCUGCUGGAGGA
This is a messenger RNA of Cercocebus atys (sooty mangabey), 921 nucleotides long. RefSeq names its product tumor necrosis factor receptor superfamily member 13B-like. Lineage: Eukaryota; Metazoa; Chordata; Mammalia; Primates; Cercopithecidae. Gene Ontology annotation, cellular component: plasma membrane. The record is from RefSeq and is a predicted model, not a curated record.